UCGUCGUUUCUGCAAAGGUUGGCUGAGUGUUCAGAUCCCUGACACGCCCAUAAGGGCUGAAGCGCCGGGUUUUUCACAGACCGCACUCGAGAUACUCCGUGGUACCGAACGGGUUCCUGAGGUGCAUAUUGAGUCUUUUAAGAGAUUUUCACCAUAAUCGAGUUGGAAAAAUAGGAGGAAAGACGAGAUUGAAGAGGCAAAAUAAAGGAAUUUCUCUUUUAUUUAUCGUGCCUGCAGUGCUUCGGUCGGUAGAGGACAUUGGAAGUAACGAGUCAUGAUGAACCUGAGGCUGCUUGUCUUCAGCAUGCUGUUGUGCUGCUGUUUCUCAGCUCAAGAAGAGAACCAGACUCUGUUUUUUGGGGAAGACUUCCACAUCGCCAUACCGGAGGGUAAAGUUAAUGUAUCAUUCAGGCCAUCGAUUGGUCAAGAGCGUGAGAAGGGGCUAAUGACAUCUAGAGAGGUGAUCGAUAUUCGUGCCAAACUCAACGAUGGUUUGAGCCACCUGAUCUUGGAGAAUGUUGGAGAAAGUGAUGAAGGAGUCUACAUCAUCACUUCUGGCCAAAACACUGAGGACGUAACACGCAUCACACUUUUUGUGAGAGAUUGCUCUAGUGAGGUCAUCGUGAAAUAUGGUUCCGAUUUCCACGUAGUGCUGAAUGAUAUUUCUGAGCCGUUGCAAGUGGGCUUUCGUAACAGCACAGUGGAAGCCACUCAAACAUCGCUGCCGGGUGUGAACCUGCUGAAUGAUGAUGGAACACCCAAAGAGAAUUACCAGGACCGCAUCAUUGUGACACUUCAAAAAUUCACCCUUCAGGCAGUCACAGGCGACGAUGAAGGAAGUUACACCUUCGCUGAUUCCAAUGGAAAAGUGAAGAAGAAGAUCUGCCUAAAUGUGAAAUCCCAUCAGAUUUUUGUUACUCUUUCUGACGGUGGCACUCUGAAAAUAAAUUUGCUCUUGAAUAGCUCCUUAGCUAACCUGGUGUACACCCAUGAGGCUCAAAACACUAAAGAUGUGAUUCUGAAGAGGGGAAAGCUCAUGCUGCCUCCUCACUUGAAUUUCGAGGAUCGUCUCUCUUUGGAGGAAUCUGUUUGCAUUCUCACGGAGGUAAAAGCCAGCGAUGCAGGUAUUUUCACUGAGACUGACCUUCAGGGAUUCCAUGUGUCUGAAGUCUACCUGCGGAUAGAAGCAUACAAGCUUCCCAAGCUAUACAUUGCCAUCAUUGCUCUGGUGUCGUUACUGGUGUUGCUGCUGUUGGUGUGUUUGGUGUCAUGUUUGGUGAAGAUACGCAAACGUGCCACAAAGGCCAGAGCGAUUGAAGAGACUGCUAAGAAUGCAGGCAAAUUGGAGGGAGAUGCCUUCAGACAGGUUGUGAAAGAUGCCUGUACCAAUCAGAAUGAGGAAGCUCCAGCCCUGUCCCAGAAAGAAGAUAUCACUGAGAAAUCACAGAGCACUGAGGUCAGCAUUAAGGGUUUGGAGGUGUCUACUAAGGAGCCAAGUCUUCAAGAAAGAAAUCUUGAGACAAGUGACUCUGGAGUUGGCUUUAAUACUAGCGGCCUUCCACUUGACAGUGAUACCGAUGUACAAACGGCACCCAUUGCAGAUUCUGAAGUGUUAAGCUCAUAUGCCGCCCCUGAUGUCAAAACUGUUGCUAACCAAGUUUCAGAGCCAAAGACAGCCCCCUCACCUCCAAAACUAGCACCAGCUUCUGAUCUGAAACCAGCACCCAAGUCGACUGCUCCUCCACCACCAUCUCCUGAACCCAAACCACCUGUAUCACCAGAACCCAAACCUGCUGUGACACCCGAACCAAAACUGAACCUUGUCCCGAUACCUGACACGAAACCGACCUUAAGCCCAUCGCCAGAACCGAAGCAAGCUGUCACACCAGACCUAAAGCCAGAGCCCACCAAACCAACUGCAGAUGUUAAGCCAAUUCCAAGCCCAACUCCUGAACCCCCGAAGGCAUUAACCCCAACACCCGACGCCAAACCAGCCACUACUCCAGAUGCCAAACAAGCAGUCUCGCCUGCUCCCGAAGCUACACCAGCUAAAGUCAGCUCCCCUGCUGUGACCCCAACACCUGAUCCCAAAGCUGCUUUAUCUCCAGUUUCUGAGCCUAAAGCAACUUCACCUGCUCCACAAUCUAAACCACCAAUUGUCGAGCCAACCACGAAUGGCACACCUGAGUCCAAGGCUGAGUCUCCUAAGCUGGAUGGGAAGGACGUAGAGGCACCAGCUUCCGCUAAAACCCCUGAUACUGGGAAAAGCUCACUCAAAACUCCUGAGCUCAUCUCCAGCGGAGGUCUUUCUCCAGAAGGAAAACUAGACAUGGUAUCACCUAGUGACAUUGCACCAACCUCCAACGCUGACGGAGCCGCCACCGACUGAGAUUCAAACCGUAGCCUCUUUCCUGCCUCCUCCGAGUGUAUUAACCAACACAGACAAUCCAGACACUUGACUUACCAACAAAGAAGAGCUAAGUGACUUUGAAAGGGGGUGGGAAUCUUAAUUCUUUGAAGUCUCACUUUUAAUACGAUUAACAUGCAACAAUAGAAAUAUCCACUGUAAAUUCACUCAGUUUACUAAUAUUUAAUCACCCCGUGACAGUGUUAUAUAGAUCAAAUAGAUAGAAAAAGCUCUGCAGGCCUUACACCGUUAGAUAAUAACACCAAGGGUCGAAUUCACUAAACGGUUACACCACUUUUGCAAGUUGAACCAUUAAAGCGCUGGGAAAGCUUUAAGCUCUAGCUUUUGGUAUUACAUUUGUUCAGCACAAACACGCCUUCUUUCUAUGUAUUUAAGGUUUAUUAUAGUUUGUGCAUUUUCUGCUGUGACCACCAGUCCAAAGCAGAUGGUAUUGGUAUUGCAGAUGGUAACAGAAUUGCAUUUAAAGGGAAAUGUCACCCAAAAAUAAAACAUCUGUCAUUAUUUAUUCACCGACAUGUCAUUCAAAUCCUGUUAAUGACUCAUUCUUUUGUGGAACACCAAAUAUGUGGAGAAAUGUCUCAGUAGUUUUGUAUCCAUACAAUGAAAGUCAAUGGGAGAUAAUGUUGUUUGGUUACAAACAUUCUUAAAAAUAUAUAUUUUAUGUCUUCUGCAGUAGAAAGAAAGUCAAACAGGUUUGGAAUGACAUGAGGGUAAUGACAGAAUUUUCAUUUUGUAGGGAACUGUACCUUUUAAAGACACAGUUGUGUAGGUUUUCUAACAAGCAAGACAGCAGUAAUUAAUCAAAUGAUACUAAAAUGGCUUUGAGUGCUUUUACUGCAUUAUAAAGAGGUGAUUCAGGUGACUGGACCGCAUUGAUUUACAGGCAGUACGGUCCCUGUAAUUUAUGGCAAAUCACAGGAUUCUUCUAUAGUAUUUAUGAAGCAUAUCUUUCAGAAUUGGUUGGCAAGAUGGCAGAGAACAAAAUGCAUUCAGUACAAAUAUUUAGCUUUGUCUGCGGCAUUCAAUAUGCAUAAUAUCUGUAGUUAUUCAGGCAUUAAAACAACACAGACAACACAAAUCAAUCUUAGUGAAUUCCCCCAGGAUUGAGGGUGGCUGUCAGGGCCAUUUAAGUGUAUAAAGACAAACAUCCCUUCACAGAAAUAAUACAUCAUCCCUGCAUGAAGAUAGUGAGAAAAUAAAUUGUAUUAUCUGUUCCAUAAUGCAAGAUAACUGCAGCCAAACUUGGGAAAAGUGCACAGAAGGUCAAGGGACAUAAAUCAUUUUUGCUCUUUAUGAGAUUAUUUUGACAAAUUGUGUGAUUUGUUUGGAGAAAGCCAGCGAGUCAACCCCAACCUUUUUGAAAUUUACAAAAUUAUGUGUCAACUCAGAGAUGGUGUGACACCAAGAUCCAACCCUGCUGAAAAAUAAUAAAAUAUUAUUACAAUUAUUGAAACUCCCAACACAAUCGGAUACUUUGUGGCUGGAGGACCUGUGGCGAGUCUUACAUAUGGCACUGGUCCCGAUGGAUGUUCUUUACAGAUGUAACAAUCCACAUCUUCUAUUCAAACAAUAACAAAACUGUUGUCAUCUAUUAGCAAGUUUUGUUAAAAAAAAUCUCACCUUUACAAACACUCGGUGACACAGUACAGGUGCUUUGCUUCCGUGAAUGAGAAGUGCUCAGAUUAAAAGAUCUCAAUGGUCAGGCAGAAUAGCUUCUAAUACCUUUCUAAUCUCUUCAGAAUGUUGUCAUGUGGAUUUGCUGAUAGAGCCUCGAGUAGCAAUAGACGUGCUUUAUAAGAUCUACAAUGUUUGUUCUGGUUAAUUUACAAUGUUUCACAAGUGAUUCUGGAUUUACAGUACAGUCACAUCAACAAGAUAACAGCCUCACGUCUUAGUUUACAUAUAAUCCAGGUGCCUCUAGUGUAACCUGAACACCACUGCCGGUUAGUUGUACGUCCAGGAACCUGCUCUAAACAGCGUUUACGGAGGCUAAGAUUUAUGACAGUGAGUUUGGGAGAAUUAGAGGUUUGUGGCUAGAUUUUCUAAGCGCAGGUUAUCUUUACCUCACAUCAUGGCCUGAUUUAACCUGAACAACAUUUUAAGCUAUAUUAGCAUUAAAACGUUGACAAAAAAAGUAAACAAAAAGCACAAGUUGUGAAAUAGGAAUGAAAGUUUACAAUAUUCGAUUAUAAAUUAGAAUGACCAGGCGAUGCCUUUCCCCACGAAGCUCUGAAAAAACGGCCUUGUUCUUUCCUAGCCUUUAUCAGCUGUUGUAAUAUCAACGCAAGGAAAUAAGACCUGAAAGGCAUACAGUAUAGCAAGCGUUACAUCACAUAAUGUAAAUAAUAUAAUUAUUUGACACCGUCACAUUUAACAAUUAUUAAGUAAGAAGGGUUUUUCUGAACCUUUUUUAGGAAUGUUAUGAAGAUAAACCCCCUCACUCUGCUUGGAGAGAGCAGGCAUUGAAUUUAGCAAUUCUAAGCAAUACACCAAACGCAUAGAUACGCACACAUACAUAAUCAAAUAAUGACUUGUAUCGUGAGCUUCUAUAGAGUGAGAGAAGUUCCUGGUUAUUUUAUUACUCACGAGUGAAGUUAAAGCUGGCCACGUCAGGGGUUUUGACUUCAUGCAUUAAAAACCCAAUAAACAUAGGAUCACCGUCAUGGUCCCCUAAGACCAGGCUUCCCACUAAUACUAUUGGCUGUUGGAUGUAAGUGAGCUUGAUUUCAGAUGCCCUAAUUUUCAAUCUCCAGCAAAAUGAUGUCACUCUUUAAGUGCAUACCGGAAGUGCGCAUCACGCGUUUCCAGGCAGUCGAUAUUCCUCUGGUUACUCGCUGAAUCAACACAGUGUUUUAAAGCAUUUGAUCACUACCAAGAAUUGCAUGAAUUGAGAAACAUGAACCUUGAAGACACUGCCACUGAUAUAUUAGUCUUGAUUCAUGAUUAUUGUCUGUUUUGUAUUUUGUGUGCGACACAAUGUGCUCUUGAUGAAUUUUCAUGGGCCCUUUUGGACCUGUGGGCUCUUUGAAUUGUAUGAUGUUAUUCAGAAUUGGCGCCAUCAGCAGGCCCACCUAUAUUAUUUGUACUUGUGCAUGUGAGUUUGUGUGUGUUGGUGUGUUAGUAAAGCAGCAAUUUUGGUUGGAUAGAUGUAAUUCAAUGCAAUGUAGCAGUGUUCUCUCUCUCAUGUCUGCUAGUUAUUGCCUUUUAAUUGGUAUUAAACCAGAUGAAAUAUAAAGGAGGUUAAAAUGCGUCGCUUCCUACAAAGAAUGAGACGCUUUGAUGAUAUUUAACCCCCGAUUACUAAAUUCUGUUUUGAUACCGAGACAGCUGUGUGCUGUAUGUGAUUUUUGACUCGAUCCACACCCAAUACUAUGCGAUUGAAGUUUUUCAUUGCAUGCAGUAGAGUUGCGCUCCUAUAGUGUUUAUCUGUGCUAGUGUGGUCAUGCAUUUAUAGGCGGUAGUGUGUAAAUCUAUACAAGAAAACAGUACAUUGAUCCUUAUAUACACAGAGAACAUGGGUUUAGUGCGUCUCUUUGUGUAUCUGAUUGGAUAAUUUCAUUGUGUAAGAGUACAAGUGUCAGAUAGACAAAUAAAUAAGUAGUAUUGUAUUGUUUAUCAACCUGAAUCUACAUUCACAGAUGUGUGCGACCUGAUUGGUUAAUGUACAGUAAUUCUAAAAGGGCAUUUGGACGGUUUACCAGAGUUCUGUGGGUGUGCUUUAAAAUUAUUUCUCAAGGGUGAGGAUGAUAUCGAGUACGAGAAGUUAAGCUCCACGUCAACUCAAGUCCGGUUGUGUUCCACAGGUGCAUGAACGAUUUCUAACACUUGGUGCCUCUCGUCUCUUCUCCUUAUUCCACCUAUAAGUGAUGCUUAACUGUCUUCUUCUUUGCACAAACAUGACACAGUAACAUUUUGUAAAGAUAAGUGAUACAGUACUUCCUUUCUUUCAUGCCUAGAAACGAUAAUAAAAGAUCUGAGAAUGA
Triplophysa dalaica is the source of this 6411-nucleotide messenger RNA. RefSeq names its product neural cell adhesion molecule 1. Bases 275 to 2389 code for a protein of 704 amino acids. The record is from RefSeq and is a predicted model, not a curated record. The transcript is spliced from 8 exons. NCBI's taxonomy places the organism in Eukaryota, Metazoa, Chordata, Actinopteri, Cypriniformes, Nemacheilidae.